Messenger RNA from Staurois parvus, 633 nucleotides. The record is from the annotation of a GenBank genome assembly. NCBI's taxonomy places the organism in Eukaryota, Metazoa, Chordata, Amphibia, Anura, Ranidae.
AUGAUAGAUGUGUAUUUCUUUAACAGUGUUCUUCUACCAGGAGGAGCUGUUGAUCUUCUGACUUCUAGUUUUUCCAAGACAGCUAGAAUAUUCUAUAAAUUGUCUAUUGAGGCUGCUUCUUCUGGAAUAUAUUUUCCUAUCUGGGGGACAUGUUUGGGAUUCCAGGUCCUCACUGCCCUAACAGCUGGAGAGAACUUAUUAAGUAGCACAUCGGCUGAAAACAUAUCGCUUCCACUAAACCUCACGGAAGACAUCUCCACCAGCAGAAUGUUUCGCCAUGCUCCUCCAGAAUUACUCCGUGUUGUCACCAGAGAGAACAUAACUGCCAAUUUCCACCACUUUGGCCUAACUCCAGAGGUUUUUUUUGCCAACAAGAAGCUAUCUGAGUUUUAUCGGAUCCUGUCCACAAACCGAGAUAAGAACAAAGUCGAAUUUAUUUCAACUAUUGAGGCUCGAGAUUACCCUAUCUAUGGAGUGCAGUGGCAUGCAGAAGUAAAUCGCUUCCAGUGGAAGAGAGACUAUGCCUUCCCACACUCUGAAAAUGCAAUAUGGAUAUCACAAUAUAUGGCCAACUUCUUUGUUAAUGAAGGUAACAGGUUUACUACAAUUAACUUCUUUAUAAAGCAUAGCUAG